Coccidioides immitis RS is the source of this 726-nucleotide messenger RNA. RefSeq lists its product as uncharacterized. The transcript is spliced from 3 exons. The coding region runs from base 1 to 726 and encodes 241 amino acids. Lineage: Eukaryota; Fungi; Ascomycota; Eurotiomycetes; Onygenales; Onygenaceae. The record is from RefSeq and is a predicted model, not a curated record.
AUGUCUUCUACCGCAGGUCUCUCUCGGCUUUCUGCCCUCUUCCUCCUGUUCUUCUUUUUCCUCAGUGUUAGCGCAAAGACCUUUACCUGGAACUGUGGGAACUCCGUCGGGACGUGCAACAACUACUGUUACUACGCCAAAUGCCGAUCAGGAGCAAAAAGGAGCUUUACCUACGACCCUAACAAGAGUAAUGCCAGAAAGCGUCGAGUUGCAUCGGGGUGCAGUAAGAACCCGUGCGGAAGAAAAAGCAGACUCCCCUUCAAGAAGUUCGGCCGGUCAUGCGAUGAGUUCCCCUUUGCCAGUACGAAGGAAGGUGGAAAGGGUGCGCAGUUGAGAUGUGUUAACCCGCACGAGAAUAGCAGCGAGGGUGGCCAGCUCCGUGGAUUCUACAGAAAGCUGAAGCCUGGCGAAAGAUACGGCAUCACUAUCAGAAACUACGGAAAAGCACGCUAUUGUGCGCGACGUACCUGCAAGAAUGACGGAGGACAGUUUUACCUCAAUUCCAACCGCAAGUUCGUGGGCAACAGGCCCAGAGCCUUGAAUGAUGCUUCAGGCUUCACCAUGAACGAAGGCAACGAGGCGCCCGCAGAUCUGAAGCAAGUGGAAACUGAAGAUGGCGCUACUCACCUGGUUCUUGCUGAAGAUCCCGAUGACCCCAUUGGUGCAGGCUCACAACUUUGGGAUUCAGAGACCGACAAGAGCCAUACCGUUGUUCGUGUGCUUUGA